Galeopterus variegatus (Sunda flying lemur) is the source of this 1408-nucleotide messenger RNA. It is a transcript of the gene MFSD8, whose product is annotated as major facilitator superfamily domain containing 8. Bases 155 to 1387 code for a protein of 410 amino acids. Gene Ontology annotation, cellular component: lysosomal membrane. Gene Ontology annotation, biological process: transmembrane transport. The transcript has 7 exons. Gene Ontology annotation, molecular function: transmembrane transporter activity. The record is from RefSeq and is a predicted model, not a curated record. Lineage: Eukaryota; Metazoa; Chordata; Mammalia; Dermoptera; Cynocephalidae.
UAGCAUUUUUUUCCUUGGGUACAGUGAAUUGUUAGAACACUUAAUUGUACUGUCAGAAGUUUGAAUCCCUUACUAUAAGUAAUAGUAUUACAAAAUCUGUAUGUUAGAAUUGUUUAAAUUUUUUCUUAAUAGGAAAAUUUACAUGGUCAGAUAAAUGUAUUUAGGUUUUAAACUUAACUUUUCUUGGAUAACAAUUCUUAAAGCAUUGUACUUUUUUCUGCAGAUUGAUCAGACAGCCGAUGCAAGUUUUUUGGGCUGGGUUAUUGCUUCAUUUAGUCUUGGCCAAAUGGUAGCUUCACCUAUAUUUGGUUUAUGGUCUAAUUAUAGACCAAGAAAAGAACCUCUCAUUGUCUCCAUCUUCAUUUCCGUGGCAGCGAACUGCCUCUAUGCGUAUGUUCACAUCCCAGCUUCUCAUAAUAAAUACUACAUGCUGGUUGCUCGUGGAUUGGUGGGAUUUGGAGCAGGAAAUGUAGCAGUUGUUAGAUCAUAUAUUGCUGGUGCUACUUCCCUUCAGGAAAGAACAAGUUCCAUGGCAAAUACAAGUGCAUGUCAAGCAUUAGGUUUCAUUCUAGGUCCAGCAAGUACAGAUGAAGUUCAGGUUCCCCAAGGAAAUAUUGAUCAUGUUGCUGUUGUGGCCUCCAAUGUUCUGUUUUUUGUGGUUCUAUUUAUUUUUGCCCUUUUUGAAACCAUUGUUACUCCAUUAACAAUGGAUAUGUACGCCUGGACUCGAGAACAAGCAGUAUUAUAUGAUGGAAUAAUACUUGCUGCUCUUGGAGUUGAAGCAGUGGUUAUUUUCAUGGGGGUUAAAUUACUUUCCAAAAAGAUUGGUGAGCGUGCUAUUCUACUGGGAGGACUCAUCACUGUAUGGGCUGGCUUCUUUAUCUUGUUACCUUGGGGAAAUCAAUUUCCUAAAAUACAGUGGGAAGAUCUACAUAAUAAUUCAGUCCCUAAUACUACCACGUUUGGGGAAAUUAUUAUUGGUCUUUGGAAGUCUCCAAGAGAAGAUAACAAUGAAGGACCAACUGGUUGUCCAGUUGAACAAGCCUGGUGCCUCUAUACCCCAGUGAUCCAUCUGGCCCAGUUCCUCACAGCAGCUGUGCUAAUUGGAGUAGGCUAUCCAGCGUGCAAUGUAAUGUCCUAUACAUUAUAUUCAAAAAUUCUAGGACCAAAACCUCAGGGUGUAUACAUGGGCUGGUUAACAGCUUCUGGAAGUGGAGCACGGAUUCUCGGGCCUGUUUUCAUUAGCCAAGUGUAUACUUACUGGGGACCACGAUGGGCAUUCAGCCUUGUGUGUGGAAUAAUGGUGCUCACCAUCACACUCUUGGGAGUGGUUUACAAAAGACUCAUUGCUUUUUCUGUAAGAUAUGGGAGUUCAAGAAUAAACUAGGUAAGACUGUGAUGAAAAGUA